UCCGUCUUCUCGGACUGAGAGCGGCUUGGUUCGCCAUGUUGGUUUGUGUGUAAAAUAAUCGUUUGCAUCCGUCCUAAAGCUUGACUCUUUUACUCUAAGGACGAGCCCUGCUGCUAGUUCACACUCUGGGCCAUCUACCAAUGCUAUUAUUUUUGUGAUUUGCAGGUAAACUCACGUGAGAAACGUCCUUCUGAGGGAGGACACCCUGAGGUACAUCUCUCUAUCUCUCUAUACAACAAAAAAUCCGCCUGGUUUUUCCUUUAUUUUGUCUUCCUCAGCCUGAAAUGAGCUUACCACAGAAAGCCAAACCACAGCCUGUAAUAAGAGGACUACAACAGCCUGCUUCAAUUGCCAGAGGACCUGUACAACAGACACUUGAAGAGCGCCUCUACCCUCCCCAGGCAGCAGUACCACCAGUCCAGUAUACAGUCUCACAGGUGCCCAAACAGGCAGGACCUGCUGCUUAUACAACACAUGAACUAAACAAGGGUCAUCCAAACCUCCCUGCAACGCCGCCAGGCCAUGCCUCUUCGCCAGGCCUCUCACAGGCUGCCUUCCAGUCUGGCCAGAAUGCAGCUCCUCCUCCACUUGUAUACACUCAAAAUCCACAGACAAUGACUACACAACCACAGACCAGACAGUUCGCAGCAGGGCCUCGGGCUGCCCACCAUCAGUUUUUUCAAAGACCGCCAAUGCAACCAACCAGACCCAGCAUACCGAAUAAUAAUCCUUCCAUGCGUCCAGGAACACAGGCUGCAACGGCAGUCUAUCCACCUAGCCAGGGGCCCAUAAUAAUGAUGAACCCACCUGUGCCAUAUCCCCCAGCCCCUCAGGCUCCAUAUUAUAUUGCUAACCCGUUCCGCCCUAGUGCAACUCCAUACAUGGGUCCCCCCCAGCAGUAUUCAGUCCAGCCACCACCUGGUCCAUUCUAUUCAGGACCAGGUCCUGGUGACUUCACUACUUAUGCCUCAGAAACAAGGCGCAGAGGGUGGCCCCAGUCAGGAGUUCAGCCACUGUGUGCACCAUCCUAUUACAGUCAACCUGUGUAUUCGCCGUCUGCACCUUUGAUAGUGCCUACACAACCGCCACCACCUCCAACAAAGAGGGAAAAGAAAACGAUUAGAAUCCGUGAUCCAAAUCAGGGAGGCAAGGAUGUCACUGAAGAAAUAUUGUCAGGUGGAGGUGGAAGCAGAAAUCCUACACCGCCUGUAGUGAGACCAAGUUCCACGCCGACUCCACCUCAGCAGCUACCCAAUCAGGUUGCAGAACAUGGACCAGUUUUCGGAUCUGCAGAAAAUGCUCACGUUGCUCCAAGUGUGGAUUUCAAGCAAGUGGCGCGAACUGAAGCUGCUAUAACAAAACUGAAAGCAGAGGAGAAACCAAAGCAGGAGCCAAUGGUGAAAAGUCCUUCACCAGAUAGAAGAUCAGAAGCUAUUUUAGAAAGUAAAGACAUAGAUGGAGAGCCUCCUGAUUCUGUCCCUUUACAAGUGGAGGAGGAGGUGGAAGAAGAAGAGGAGGAGGAGGAGGAGGAGGAGGGGGAGGAAGAGGAGGAAGAAGAAGCAACGCCAACAGUGGAACCUACUACUAGCGACUCAAUUUUUCCAACUUUGGAUUCUGUGGAAGAAUCUGAACCAUCCAUUCCUAAGGAAGAGCAGAACCCUGUACCUAACUUAUGUUUGCAUGGGGAAGUAGAAGAGGAUAAAAAAGAAGAGCAGGACAGUGAAAACCUAUCUGGAAAAGUGAUUAUUGCUUCAGCUAACGAAAUUAUUGUGCCUGUUACUGUUAACACAAUUAAAGAUGUGAAUGGCAUGGCCAGACAAGAAGUAACACAAAGCACCUUAGAAAGUCUGUCACAAGACCUUCCUCCACUCUCCACUACAGUGGAGAUUCCAGACAUUCCUCGGACAGAAGUGGAGAGAACACCUUCCCCGAUUGCUGUUUGCACCAAUCUGGAAGUCGCAGUAGAGGAAGAGAACAAGGAGGAAACUCCUAUUAGUGAUGACAGAAGUCAGGAUAUGGAAAGCAAAGAAUCCGCUGAAGAGGAGGAGAAAGAGGUAGAGGAAAAUGACUCACAACAAUUAAACUCCAAAAAAAGCCCAGAGAUUGUGUAUGUCCCGCUAUCUCUUCCUGCACCAAAGAUGCAGAAGAAGCCAAAAGAGCUGAACAGGCUGGAAGAAGAUUUGUUAGAGAUCAGUGAAAAGCCUAAAGUCGAAGAAGAAACUACAGUUGAAAAUGCUCCAGAACCUGAACAGGAUCAGUUAAUCCCAGAUGCAAAUCUGGACGAAGACUUUAACGUUCAAAAACAUGAAGUAGAAGAGAAUGGGGAUCAGGACCUAGAACCUGAACAAAAUGGUUCAGAGUCUGUUUCAGAAAGUGAAAGUACUGAGGCCAGCACCAAAGAAAGCCCUGAUGACAACCUAGUGUCCAGCUUCAAGGAAGAACAAUGGAAAGUGCUGAAUCAGGAGGGAAAGAAACGAUAUGACCGGGAAUUUCUCCUUGGAUUCCAGUUCAUUGCAGCCAGUACACAAAAGCCAGAUGGUUUGCCAGCAAUUAGUGAUGUUGUUCUUGAUAAGAUCAACCAGACCAAACAAAUUGUAAGACCUUUGGAUCCCUCACGGAUGCUGCCCCGAGGCCCAGACUUCACACCACCCUAUGCAGAUUUUGGAAGACAGCCACAAAGUGGGCGAGCAGGCACAGUGUUAAAUGUUGGACCAAGGAGGUCGCAGCAUGGCCAAAGGAGAGAACCAAGGAAGAUUAUUACAAAUAUAACUGUGAAUGAUGAUAUUCAACUGAAGAAGUCAGAGAAUGCAUGGAAACCAAUCUUAAAAAGAGACGAUAUUUCUGAAGACUCUGAUGUGCAAAAAACACAGGAAUUAUUUCGACGAGUAAGAAGCAUUCUGAACAAGCUGACACCACAAAUGUUUCAACAAUUGAUGAAGCAAGUUCAGGAGCUGACAAUUGAUACAGAGGAGAGGCUGAAGGGAGUUAUUGACUUAGUCUUUGAAAAAGCCAUCGAUGAGCCUAAUUUCUCAGUAGCAUAUGCCAACAUGUGUCGCUGUCUCACAAUGCUGAAGGUCCCAAUGUCGGAUAAGCCAGGGGCUUCAGUAAAUUUUCGUAAGCUGUUACUAAAUCGUUGUCAGAAAGAAUUUGAGAAGGACAAAGCCGAUGAUGUUGUCAACGAGAAGAAGCAGAAAGAGAUUGAUGCAACUGCUAAAACAGAAGAGAGGUCCAGACUUCAAGACGAGCUAGAAGAAUCCAAGGACAAGGCUCGAAGAAGAUCAAUUGGAAACAUUAAAUUUAUCGGUGAACUAUUCAAACUUAAAAUGCUGACAGAAGCAAUUAUGCACGACUGUGUUGUGAAACUACUAAAAAACCAUGAUGAGGAAUCAUUAGAAUGUUUAUGCAGGCUAUUGACCACAAUCGGCAAAGACCUCGAUUUUGAAAAAGCAAAACCUCGCAUGGACCAGUAUUUCAAUCAAAUGGAAAAGAUUGUGAAAGAAAGGAAAACAUCAUCUAGAAUACGUUUUAUGCUUCAAGAUGUGAUAGAUGUGAGAAUGAAAAAUUGGGUAUCACGUAGGGUCGAACAGGGUCCGAAGACUAUUGAACAGAUCCAUAAAGAAGCACAGAUUGAAGAGCAGCAGCAACAAUUGAAAGUUCAUCAGCAACUAUUGUCUAAGCAAGACAAAAGGAGACCAACUAGUGGACGACCCACAGAAGAAGCUUGGAACACGGUUCCAGUGUCUAAGAGCAGCAGGACGAUAGACCCCAGCAAGUUUCCAAAAAUCACCAAGCCUGCCACUGAUGAUAAAAUUCAGUUGGGACCAGGAUGUCGAUUAGGUAGCUGGGGUAAGGGCAGCAGUGGAGGAGUGAAAACUAAUGAAACUGAACCACCACGAACAACAAGUUUGAAUAGAUUCUCUGUACUACAGCAGCCUACCCCUCCUUCUGAUUCAGAUGCACGCAGGACACUACCUAGUAGAAGCAGUACUGGAAGGGAGAAGAACGAUAAGCCAACUCGGCCGGCUAUCACACGAGUGAGCAGUAACAAGGAACUGCUUGAUGAUAGAGCACGAGAAGAAGAGAGGAGAGAAGCCGUUGAAAUUGUACAGCAAACCAUAGGUACCUCUGAGGACAAGAGUAUUGAGGUAGACAGAAACCGGACUAAGGAAAAUGUGAAGCCUGAAGUAUUUCCUGCUGAUGCUUCAUGCAGAGCUGAUCUGUCUGAAGAGGAGAUGGAGAAAAAAUCAAAAUCGAUUAUUGAUGAAUUUUUGCACAUUAAUGAUUAUAAGGAAGCAGUCCAGUGCGUAGAUGAAUUGAAUUCACUGAAUCUACUCCAUGUCUUUGUGAGAGUUGGUGUGGAGUCAACAUUGGAGAGAAGUCAGAUAACAAGAGAACACAUGGGACAGCUUUUCUACCAGUUGAUACAGACAGAAAAGCUACCCAAGGAUGAAUUUUUCAAAGGGUUCUUAGAACUCUUGGAAUUGGCAGAGGACAUGGCCAUUGAUAUACCACAUAUAUGGCUGUAUCUGGGUGAACUUGUGACGCCCAUGUUACAAGAAGGAGGAAUCUCUAUGAGAGAAUUAUUUACAGAACUUAGUAAACCUUUACUUCCUGUGGAGAGAGCAGGGAUUUUGCUUGCAGAAAUUUUGCACCUUCUAUGCAAACAAAUGAGCCAUAAGAAAGUCGGGGCCUUAUGGAAAGAGGCUGGCCUAAAUUGGAAGGAUUUCCUAACUGAAGGACAGGAUGUCCAGCAAUUCAUUAGUGAUAAGAAAUUGGAGUUUACUGUAUCAGAUGUUUCUAGUCCUACUGAAGCACUUUCAAAAAUGGAGCUCUCUGCUGAAGAAUUGAACAAGUGGCUAGAAAAGCUUAUUAUCGAAGACCGGGCUAGCAAUGAGCAAAUCUUUGACUGGGUAGAAGCUAAUUUAGAUGAAUCACAGGUUGGGUCAUCUACAUUCCUUCGUGCUUUAAUGACAACAGUAUGUAGAUCAGCUAUUACAGGGGAAGGAGCUCCAAGUCGAGUGGAUGCAAAUGUUAUACAACAGAGAUUGCGAUUAUUACUGAAGUACCUUAACUCCGAUACAGAAAGAGAAUUACAAGCACUUUAUGCACUACAAGCAUUAAUAGUAAAACUUGAUCAACCCCCUAACUUGUUAAGAAUGUUCUUUGACACUUUGUAUGAUGAGGAUGUUAUAUCUGAAGAUGCAUUCUACAAGUGGGAAAGUAGCAAAGAUCCAGCAGAGCAAAACGGCAAAGGGGUAGCGCUAAAAUCUGUCACGGCUUUUUUUACAUGGCUAAGAGAAGCUGAGGAAGAGUCCGAAGAUAACUAAAACAAAAUAUGUCUUCGCCAAUCAAAGUGCAAAAAGGCCAAUCAUCGCAACAAAUAUGCACAGAUAUACAGUCAGCGAUCAUGAUGAAAAUUAUGGUACACGCACGUAAAGAAAAUCCGCGGUGAUGUUAAAGAACCAUGGGUGGGAGCACUAAAAAAAAUGUAUUAUUUAUAGAAAAUAUUUUUGUUUUAAAUUUUAAGCUUUUUUGUUAUUUUUAAAAGGACAGAUGGUUCCACUUUUCUGUGCAGCAAAAAAAAUAAAAAAAAUUGAACACUUUAAUUUAUUUUUAGAACUGCAACGGUUAUGUAAUUUGAGUUUGCAGUUACUGUAAACAGAAUGUAACAUAGAGAAAAGCAACCCAAACUCGUGCCCACCAGGCCAUUUUAAACAAAUAUAGGGCAUCAAAAUUUAGUAUAUGGGCAGAGGUUAACAAUGAUGGCUGAAAGUAGUAAUAUGUACCAGUAAUUCUUCCUGCCUGCUUCAGCUUGCUCCAGAAAUGUACAUAACAUUCAACUGGAAGAUGAUGCUCCCCGAAUUUCCAAGCCGUACAUUAUGAACUGCAGAACAUGGAGAACUUGUACAAAAAAAUUCAACUUGAGGAAGUGCUUGUAAUACUUUCAAACUAUAGAGCUACUCAAAAGCUUGUAAAUACAUAAAGAGAAAUAUUUAAAAAAAAAUGACUCGUUACUAUCUUUUCACUUUCAAAACUAAAUAAAAACAGACCGUGCAAGUUGAAAAAAAUAAAUACAAACUACUGUUUAUUUAAGAAUUCAUGAUCACAAGACUGGUUCUACGUAAGUUUGCAAACUAGUUUGACUUUUUUUGUACUCUGUUACCUCAUUGUAUUAUAUGAUGCAGGGCAGUGGAUGCAAUGCCCAUUGUUGUGACGAGUUGUAUCAAAUGGCUGGCUGACACUAGUCAGUUAUUGAGAUGUGACAGAAGGUUUUUUUGAAAAAAUACUGAACAAAUGAAGAUCCUUCCUCCUUAAAAACUUUCAACCAUUGGUUUGAGACGCCUGUCAGAGCUGUCGUUGUGAAAGAAAAUGUCAGAAUAUUUGAAAUAAUGGGUUACGUUUUCCAAACACACAUGCAACCUUUCACACCAGCUGCUUCCAUUGAUGCUAGUUGCAGCAAACCGAAAAUAUUAUCGUGUGAAACAGCAUUUUUCCGAAAGUUAUGUGGUUUAUCUCAUGAGUUGCUUAUUUGAUUUAAACAUGGCCUCAAAGAUUAACACUACAUUUUAUUUGUACCAGUUUGUGCAUUUUUUGUUUGAGAAUUG
Molecule: messenger RNA, 6605 nt
Organism: Hemiscyllium ocellatum (epaulette shark)
Lineage: Eukaryota; Metazoa; Chordata; Chondrichthyes; Orectolobiformes; Hemiscylliidae
Product: eukaryotic translation initiation factor 4 gamma 3-like
Exons: 36
Coding region: 285-5327 (1680 amino acids)
Cellular component (GO): eukaryotic translation initiation factor 4F complex
Molecular function (GO): translation initiation factor activity; protein binding; mRNA binding
Source: RefSeq, a predicted model, not a curated record